AAGCCGCCCAGACCCGAAUCGGGCAAUCAACCCCAACUCACUCAAAAUAUCCUCUCACCAGAAAGCUUUCCAUGCGCAUCAGACCCGCGUCUGAGAAGAAGCAAGCACCAGUCGACCCGUCCCGGAAAUGGACCGCUCACAGCCAGCCUCGUCCAAUUUGAUGGACAACCACAACCGCCUCAUCGCCGACAUCCUCACCCGCUACCGCACCCUCAUGAUGCUCGCCACCGUCCAAGCAGAACAAGACCGCAACAAUGCAAACCCGGAAGCCAUGGCCGUCACCGGCAUAUCCAUCAAGAUGGAAUUCGACGGACUGUACACCUCCAUCAAAGAAUUCCUAACACUCUCCCGCAAAAUCAAAGAGCUCUGGGUCUUUGGGCCCCUCGGCAUCGAGGACGACGACCGCAAGCUCAAGCAGGACCAGCUCGACCAGCACGUCCACCGCGUCGCUGACCUGCUCAACGCCAUGGAGGCGUCCAAGAUGAAGCAGCUCGCGGAAAGCAAUGGGGCGACGUGGCAGCCGCUCGUUCGGGAGGAGAUGGAGAGUCAGAUUGCGGCUGCGGCGGCGGCUGCUGCUGCGUCUGCUGCGUCUGCUGCGUCUGCUGGGCCUGGACUUGGGGCUGGCCGGUGAAUUCUUAGGUGUGAAAGUUGUUCUAUGAGGGCGUUGGGAGUUUGCAUUUGGGGCAGCUGGGUUCAUAUAAUAGAGG
Messenger RNA from Trichoderma reesei QM6a, 707 nucleotides. RefSeq lists its product as uncharacterized. The transcript has 3 exons. Gene Ontology annotation, molecular function: transcription coregulator activity. Lineage: Eukaryota; Fungi; Ascomycota; Sordariomycetes; Hypocreales; Hypocreaceae. Bases 128 to 631 code for a protein of 167 amino acids. Gene Ontology annotation, biological process: regulation of transcription by RNA polymerase II. Gene Ontology annotation, cellular component: mediator complex. The record is from RefSeq and is a predicted model, not a curated record.